Neoarthrinium moseri is the source of this 597-nucleotide messenger RNA. RefSeq lists its product as uncharacterized. The record is from RefSeq and is a predicted model, not a curated record. The transcript is spliced from 3 exons. Bases 1 to 597 code for a protein of 198 amino acids. NCBI's taxonomy places the organism in Eukaryota, Fungi, Ascomycota, Sordariomycetes, Amphisphaeriales, Apiosporaceae.
AUGGACUUCGCGCCAUACCAGUCCUCGCCGCCCGAGAACUCGCGGCCCUUCAGCCCCGUGCAGUCGCCGAGCCCCCGGCCCUCGUACGACCGCGGCCGCCCUUCCAAUGUCGCCUCUCCGCCGCCGCUGCAGCACCCGCAGCCCCAGCGCCAGUGGGCCUCUUCCAACAUACCAGGCGCCUACCAGAACGUCGCCGCGGCCCCUGUCGGCGGCGCCGGGUUCGGGGGGUACGGCAACGAGGCCGGCUACGGCGGUGUAGAUGCGUUCGACACGAGCCUCGGCGUCAGGCUGGACUACGAGGCUGCAGCCGCAUACCUGGCGCUCCCGCCGCUCGGCGCCAUCGUGCUGUUGAUUCUAGAGCGGAAGAGCGAUUACGUGAGAUUUCACGCCUGGCAGUCGAGUUUGUUGUUCACCACCGUCUUUGUUCUCCACCUACUCUUCUCUUGGUCGACCUUCUUCAGCUGGGUUAUAUUCCUGGGAGACCUGGCUCUCAUGGCAUUCAUGGCGUUAAAGGCAUACCGAGAUGCGGACACAUUAGACAGAUUUGAGGUGCCUAUAUUCGGGCAGUUUGCAAGCCGGAUACUAGACGACGAGUAG